CCACACCUGAUGCAGCGUGCUGCGCAGAUGCCAGUGAAAGUGCCGUAGAGAGGAGACUGCAAACCGUCCGCACAAUGAGUGGUGAUCUUUGCCGACGCCAGGAGGAGCGCCGCAACUGACGGUGGAGGCGGCGCGACCUGCCUGCCUAUCCAUCCAUUUCCAUCAGCACACAUCCAUCCAUCAGCUGCUGUUGUUGCGAGUGCGUGAGUGAGUGCGUGUGGUGAUGGCGCCCGAGCGAGGAGCGGAGCCCAAGGGUCGGCUGGAGGAGCUGGUCUUCUGCAACUUCAAGAGCUAUGAGGGCGAGCGCCGCUUCGGACCCUUCAGACGAUUCACAGGCGUCAUCGGACCCAAUGGAUCAGGUACUCACGUCACGUGAGCACACACCUGCACGGCUGAUGGAUGGAUUGAUGUGGCUGCAAUGUGUGUGUGUGUGUUGCGGUGUGUUGUGUGUGGUGUGUGUUGUUGUGUUUGGGUGCACUGCAGGCAAGUCCAACGUGAUGGACGGCAUAUCGUUUGCGUUGGGGGUGCAGUCCCGUCACCUGCGGGGCAGCAAGCUCGAGGACAUGGUCUUCAGACGCGAGGAGGAGGAGGACAUCGCAGCGCUCAAACGAUCGUACGCCUAAUGUGUUGGGUGUGUUGGAUGUGUUGGAUGUGGCUAUGUGUGUGUGUGGGUGCGUGGCUGGUUUGGAUUGAUUGCAGUGGUUGGGUGAAGCUUCGUUUCCGCACCGCGGGCGACGAGAUGGUGGAGUUCCAGCGACAGGUCAAAUACGACGGCACUUCCAAAUACCUCAUCAACGGACACGUACUCAACCACUCAAGCCACGGCCGGAAACAACGCAGACGAAGCACAGACAGACGAGUGGUGUGUGUGUGUGUGUGUGUGAGUGUGUGUAGGUGACGAAGCGGGAGGACUACGAGUCGCGUUUGGGGUCCUACAACAUACUGGUCAAGAUCAAAAACUUCCUCGUCUUCCAGGUGGGUGGGUUGGUCAGAGGUGGCCGCACAGCACACACUCCUGCACCGCACCCUGCUCUCUCUCUCUCUCUCUGUGUGUGUGUGUGUGUAGGGUGACGUUGAGCGUGCGGCCCAGCGGUCGCCCGAGGAGCUGUCGCGGGAGAUCGACGAGCUGUCCGGAUCGUAAGCCGUACCACACACACAACACACAAUACUGCGCCCAUCCAUGUGUGUACUUCAUGUGUGUGUGUGUGUGUGUGUGUGCAGUGGUGCGUUUCGCGAGGAGUAUGAGGACCUGAAGAGGCAAAGACAGCUCGACCAAAACAGACUCACGUACGCAGCUGUGCACCACACACACCCUAAGCAGACAGACAGACAGACAGACGGACAGACGUGUGUUAGUGGGCACCCAUCUCUCUCUGUGUGUGUGUGUGUAUAGUAUUCUGUUCAAGCAGCGUCAGGCGAUGCACAAGGAGGAGAAGCUGCUGAGGCAGAUGAAGAACGAAGCAGAGGAGUGGAAAAAGAAACAAGAGCAACAGGCGCGCUGGCGGGCCGACACACCCACCACCGCCACCACCACCACCACCACGCCACCACGGAUCCCCCUGCCUGUGUUCUGUGUGUGUGUCAGUAUGCCAAGAAGGGCCAGAAGCAGCUGUUCCGUCUGCUGUGCAUCGACAGCAACCUGCAGAAGCUCUGUGAGAAGAUCGAGGGCAAAGAUGACAGCCCCGGACUCCAGUAAGCCAACACAAACACACACACACACACACAGACAAAAUGGGCAUCCCAUCCACGUGUGUGUAUGCGUGCGUGCAUUCUGUGUGUCAGGUCUCGUCUCGAGGAGGCGCAAACCACCAUGGAGGAGGCCGCCGCACAAGUCAAAGAGGUGAAGAAGUACCAACCCUCCCCCGCCCCCCCCCUCCCCCCCGAUGGAUGCACUCGUGUGUGUGCCUGUGUGUUGUGGUCGUCAGUUGGAGAAGAGCAAGGCCGCGCUGCACAUCGAGGCCACCAAGGCGGCCAAGGCCGUCACACGCAUCAGAAACGAACUCAAAGACAUCGUACCGUACACGCGCGUGUCCAUCCGAUGCAUGCUGUCUGUCCAUGUGUGUGUGUGUGUGUGUGUGUAGGCAUCUGAGCUGACGCCCACUCAGCAGCGUCUGGAGUUUGCCGAGAAGCAGAAGGUGGAGCUGGAGGCCAAACUCAAGAAGGAAGCCGAGAAGAGCGAGUCGCUCGAGAAGCGCAUACAAAAGGUCCGCGACCCCCACCCCCACCCCACACCCUCACACGCGCGCGCACAAGGAGACGGCACACUGAUGCGUGUGUGUUUGUUCAGUUGGAGGAGCUGAUCAAGGAGUCCGAGGAGAGGUUGGCAGCGAUCCGGCAGCAGGAGCCGCGCGACCUCGACAUGACCCGAGAGCAGGAGGACGUACGCACACACUCCAACAACAAUCAACUCGCCACACCACACCGCUCCUCUCUACAUGUCUCUGUGUGUGUCUGGUGUGCGUGUAUGUGUGUGUUUAGGAGUAUGAGCGCAUCAAGGAGAUUGCAGAGCGGGAGACGGCACCAGCGGUGAGAAGGACAAAGGGAAAGGAAGAGAGAGAGGAACACGGCACGUGCGUGUGCGUUCUAUGAAUCAGCGUCAGUCCCGUUCGCACCACCAGAAGGACCUGUCGGAGCUCAAAUCAAAGAUCAACGCGGUAUACACCGUUGGGUGAAGUGCCUUGCCCGCACGCACUCCUGCACACACAUGUGCACCUGCGCGUCUGUAUGCGACUUUGCAGGUGGAGACGGACAUCCAGGACGGCGAGAGCAAGCUGAAGCGGGUCAGCUGACCCAACCCACGCUAUGCGCCACAAAGGUGUGCCUUGUGUGUGUGUGUGUGUGUGGCGUGUGUUCAGCUGGAGGGCGAGUUGGAGAAGGCGCUCGAGGAGAAGAGCAACACCGAGCAACACAUACAGCAGAGAACGGUCGGUCAGGCACCACAGCAACACCAUCCACACACACACACACGUGUCCUCCCUGAUGUGUGUGUGUGUGUGUGUGUGUGUGCAGACUGACCUGGACACCGCGCGGAACGAGCUGCAGGACAAGAGCAACACAUUCGACGUACGCCAGCCAUCCCCCGACCACUACUACACACCCCACCCUGUGCACACACCCAUCGUGCCUGUUGGUGUGUGUGUGUGUGUGUGUCGUGUCAUCAGACGGCCUUGAAGCGCAAGGGCGAGCUCGAGCAGCGCAUCCAAGCACUCAAUGACAAGAAAAUGAGCUGCUCUGCCAGCAAGGUAGCCCACCUUAGCCCCUGCCGACACACAACACACCCACACACACACCCACACACACACACUCGCACGCGCGUCUGUGUGUGUGAAUGGUUCGCCCGUCGAUCAGCGCAUGAUAGAGAAGGAGCGCGAGCAGCAGCGCCUGAUAGCUGAGAUGAAGGAGCACGUGCCGGGAGUGCACGACAAGCUCUUUAACCUCCAGAGCUGCCCACAGCACAAGCUCAGGGUGGCUGUGGCGGCCGCCCUCGGCAAGUGGGCCGACCACGUCGUUGUCAAUGACUAUGAGACCGCAAAGGUGCGUCCGCCCUGGAAGGAAACAUCGCAAAAGGCCGUACGCUCCCUCUCUGUCUGUGCACGUGUGUUGUGUGGAUGGUGCGUUUGUGUGUGUCAGCGUGCGAUUGAGUUUCUCAAGAAGAAGCCGAAAGCUGGUCAGAUGGACUUCCUGCCCCUCAACACCAAGACCAAAAAGACCGACCCACGGUCGCUACACCACACACACAAGACACACACAACACAUGGAUGUGUGUUGGUUGUUCUCGUCUCGUCAGUCUGCGUGACUUUGGCUCGAAGUGUCGCGCGGCGAUCGACUGCAUCCAAGUCAAGGACGAGGCGUACCGAGGCAUCUUCGAGGCAAGACACCAAAGGCACACCCAGGCACACACACACACACACACACACAACUACAUAUAUGUGUGUGUGUGUGUGUGCAGAAAGCGUUGGGCGACACGGUCAUCACGGACGACCUCGAGGAGGGCAGACGGAUCGCAUUCCAGUAACCUCCCCCACUUACACACACACGCACACACAGAUGAUGGGCGCUUGCCAUGCAUCUGUGUAUGUGUGUGUGUGUGUGUGUGUGUGUGCAUGGAUCAGGGUGUGUCCAGCUCAGAACCUGCGUGUGCGUGUGGUGACCCACCGGGCGGAGAUCAUCAAGAAGAACGGAAACAUGUCCGUCGACAGCUCGGUCAGCCCGCACCCCCCCACCCAAGCCCCCCACCCACACCACACACAAUGGAUGGCUUCUCUCCAAUGUUGAGUGUGCGUGCAGGCCGGCGAGGGUGGCGGUCGCUUUGAGGCGUCUGAGCUGGAGGUACUGAAGUAACAAGACCACACACCGAACGCGCUCAACGCCGCACCGAGCAACGCGCUCUCCAUCGUGUGCAGGCCAUCGAAACUGAGUUGGAGGCCCUCACCAAGGAGUACGGCGACAUCGCACACAUAGAGGUGAGUGGGCAACACGAAGAUGGUGCAAACGGCCACGUGUGAGAUGCGUGUGCUGUGUUGUGCGUGUGGUGCAGUUGACAGGUUCUGGCGAGCGUGAGGCCCUCGAGCGCAAGAUACGGCAGCUCGAGACCAUCAUCCAGACACAAUCCACUCGGCUCGACGUGCGUUGACCCUCACACCCCGCCCCCCAACACCCACACACAUGUGCCCAUCUCCCUCUCUCUCUCUGUGUGUGUGUGUGUCUGCGGUGUGUGCAAUCAGCAACUGGGUGUGUCGAUCAAGGGCAAGGAGCGGGACCGCAGCAAGACCACCGACAUCGUCAAGAACGACAAAGCCAAGCUCGACCAGCUCAACAAACAGAGGGAGGAGUGCGAGGCCAAGAUAGAACAGGUAGGUCGCCACCCACCAUACGCGACACACGACUGCGUGAUAAUCCGCACAAGUGUGUUUGUGUGUGUGUGUGUCUGCCGGUUUGUGCAGUUGUCUAACGAGAUUCUGGAGUCCGAGAAGGGUCACUUCGCCGAGCUCUCGGCAGCACUCGGGGUGGACGACGUCAGAAAGGUAGACAUCCAAACCUCACCCAGCAAAUACGUUGAUGCGCGUGUGUAUCCGUUCGUUCGUUGUAUGUGCUGUGCAGCUGGACGACGACAUCCGGAAGGAGAAGAAGCGCCGCGAAGAGGACGAGUCCAAACUCCAAAGACAAAUCGCAAAGAACAAGUAGCCAUCCCCCACAUACCACUCCCUCUCCCUUUCCCCCUCCCCCACCCCCACAAACACACCUGCGCUCUCUCUCUCUCUCUGUCUCUCUCUCUCUCUCUCUCCGUCCGUGUCUGUGUGUUGAUCAGGACCGAUUUGGCCAACUGCCAGCGCACCCGUCAGACGGUGGGCGACCCUGCGAAGCUGCAGGCGAGUGUGGACAAGGUCGAGUCGGACAUGAUAGCGCUCAAGGAGAAGGAGGGCAAGCUCAAGAAGGACAAGAUGGACAAGGAGGGGAGGCUCAAGGACAAGGAGAAACAGGCCAAGGAGAAGAAAGACGCGCAGGACAAGCACGACAAGGAUAUCAAAAAGUGAGUGAGCUCUGCGAAUGAAUGGGGAUAACGGGGGGGGAAGGUCGGUGACUGAAUAUCUCCCUCGGCCUCCCUCUCCGUCUGUCUGUCUCUCUGUCUGUCUGUGUGUGUAGGCAUCGUGAGACCCUCCGUGUCAAGCAGAAGGCCAAGACAGAACUCGAGAACGAACUCGCCAGUGCGGUGAGACGAGACAGACCUACGCGCCCCCCACCGACCCCCACACACACACACGCCAUUGCCUCUGUCUGUCUUUCUUUCUUUCUUUCUUUCUGUCUGUCUCUCUGGUGUCUGUGUGUGCAGCGGAAGCGCAUCAACCAGUGCUAUGUAGAGAUGGUGGACAUCAUCCGGCAGUGCCUCAUGGAGCAGGUCAAGAUACCACUCACAGUCGGAUCCAUGGACGCAUUCAGGUCAGCACCCACCCUACCUCAUCGCCUCCUCCUCACUCCACACACCAUCUGUCUGUCAUGAUGGCUGCAGGCCUCUGUUGGACGAGGUAGAGGUGCUUGACCGCGUUGCCGGGGCCGCCACCCCCUCCCAGACGCCGUCGCUCACCCUCAACGACUCGCACGACGCUCCGGAGGGCUUCGACGCGCUCCAGAAGAAGUUCAUGGAGUGCUGCAAGAACCUCUCGGGGGAGGGGGGCGGCUUCGACUACAACAACCUCGGCGAUGAAGUAUAUGCCGCUGCGGUGAGCAUGGAGGGGGAGAGGUCGGCGCAUCGACCAUCCCUCCAUCUCUCUCUGUGUGUGUGUGUGUGGGUGGGCGGUGGUAGGGCAAGGGUGCCGAUGCGAUUCAGCAGCAGCUGGAUGAGUACGACAAGGAGAUCGAGGCCAUCCAGGCUGAGCUUGACAAGACCAAGCCCAACAUGAAGGCCGAGGAGAAACACGACGAGGCCAUGCAGCAACUCAAGGUCAGUCAGUCGGGGCAAACAACCAGCCACUGGGCCUUACACACACCCUUUGGUGUGCCUAUGUGUCUGCAGAAGCUGGAGAAGGAGUACAACAAGGCGCAGAGGGACAUGAGAGGUGCGGUGCAGUCUCCACGACAGAGACACACAGAGAUGUGCACACACACAUGAAUAGAUGUCCUUCUCUCUCUGUGUGCUUGUCUGUCUGUCUGUCUGUGGUGUGUGUCUGUCCAUCCCGUCAGCGACUGACCAGGAGUGCAAGGCCCUGCGCAAGAAGCGCCACGACCUCUUCCGCAAAUGCUUCAACAAAAUCAAACAGGAAAUCAAAAUGUAGAGAGCGCCAUACACCCAUACCACCCACACCACACACCACACACACUCUCUCUCUGUGUGUGGUCAGCAUCUACCCCGAGGUCACCAAGUUCGAUGACAACGACGUGGGCGGCAACGCCUUCCUCGACCUCGAGGACGAAUCCAACGAAGAAGUCUUCAACGUGUACGCCUCACCCCCACAGACGCAAAGGCCCACACGCACGCACACACACACCCCACAUGAGCAUAGCACGUGCGUGCUCUUUGUCAGGCCGGUCAAGUACCAUGCCAUGCCGCCUGCCAAGCGCUUCAGAGACAUGUCCCAGGUGGGUGGGUCCACCUAUGGGCAGACAGGCAUACGGGAACCCCACACGGAUGUGUGUGUGUGUGAUAUGGUCACUCAGUUGAGUGGUGGCGAGAAGACCAUGGCGGCUUUGGCGCUGCUGUUCGCCAUCCAGCGCUUCAGACCCGCGCCAUUCGUAGUCCUAGACGAGGUCGAUGCCGCACUCGGUAACUACGCACACAAAUGCGCCCAUGCCAUCCCGCGCACUCAUCGAGACGGACCGCUGUUUGUGUUGUGGUGUUUGUCUUCUUCUGUCAGAUCCGCGCAACGUGUCGUCGCUCGCCCGCUACCUCCGCAAAGCCCGGUUCCAGUGCAUCGUCAUCUCACUCAAAGACAAGUACACCCACAACACAACACACCCAACUGGCACACCCACGCACACGCCCAUCCACUCUGUGUGUGUGUGUGUGUGAGUGUGUCAGGUUGUUUCGCGAGGCCGACAGUCUGGUGGGCAUCCACAAGGACCCCGAGGAGCAGACCUCCGACACCCUCACACUCGACCUCACCGAAUUCGACGCGCCGGCCGAGCGCAAACGCCGCAAGCAGGAGCAGCAGGGCUCACAACGAGACGACGACCAAGAUGACCAAGAUGACCAAGAUGACGACCAGGAGCCCGACCAAGACGACGAGCAUGACGACCCACCAUCACCAGCAGCACCAGCAGCAGCAGCGGCCGCCAUCGGCAAUGGAGAUGACGCACAGAUGAUGAAUGGCGUGGCGGGGCACGACCACGGCCAUGAUGGCGAGGAGCAGAACGGUGUGGACGGCCAUGACAUGGAGGUGGACAUGGUCAACGGGCAGCAGCAGCAGCAGCAGCCUGAGGAGGACGAGAACAUGGGCGGCGAGGGAGGCGGUGGCGGUGAGGGUGACGUGGACAUGAACGGUGUGGCGGAGGAGGGCGAUGGUGAGCAGAUGCAAGAUGAUGACGACAACUGACCCUACCCACACAACCACUCGUCCACACACACACACACAUACUCACUGGGUGGGAGAGAGGGGAGGGUAUCGCAGCGAGCCAGACGGCCAUGUGGUUCCAUAGUGGGGAGGGAGAUCGGUUGGUGGGGUACUGGCUAACUCAGACACACACAAAGACAGACAGACAGACAGACAAUCACGUAGGCAGACCGGCAGACAAGCGGCUACUGUAUUAGAUGUACACCUACGCACUCACUCUCUUACUGACUCAUUGAUUGGUUAAGGUGUCCUUCCUCUCCCUCUCUCUCUCCCUCUCUUGUGCAGGUGGCUAGCCCCGGCUAUGCCAUGCCAUGCCAUGACCUUCCUCCCUCUUCCUCCUCUCUGACCGAUCGCCCUGUCUGUCGACCGACCUGUCCGGCUCUGCAGCUGCGUUUUUGACAUGCGUCAGUGUCCUUCUCUGUUGAUUCUCGGUUGCUGGCUGGAGAUGGUUUGAUGCAUGCGAGGACAAGCCGCAUGUGUCGAGCCAUCCACAGCAGGCGCCCUGGCAUCAGCAGCGAGGGAGGGAAGGACGAAAGAGCAGUCGUGACGACCGACUAUCUACCCCUUAUUUGUGAAUACAUGCAGACAGACAGACGGACGGCCUUGACUGACAUGGGAUGGGUGGUGUGCGCGUCGGUUUUUCUCCCCUGAUCGACUGACUGGUCGCGUCACUGCCGACAGCAUGCGAAGGUAACAGGCGUGGUGUGCUGCAUUGUGUUGUGGUGCUGCUGUCGUGUCCAUCAGGCGAGAAAGACAGGCGCGUGCGCCUACCUACCCAGACACGCACGUGGAUAUGAUGUACUUGGUGGAAUGUGAGCUGUGGGACUAUCCACCUGUCUAUCGCUCGCUUCGCUUGAUGUGCAUCCUAUCCUGUGGCCGCCAGACGCAGCACAUGUUGGUUGAAUGAAUCCGUUGAUGACUGUGUGGACCCCUGUCCGUCCAUCCAUCCAUCCACUGUCGUCCCAACAAACAUCUUGUUGUGUGUGAGAGUCUCGAACGAAUGGGUUGUGUGAUACUUGAUGACGCCAUGCACGCACAGGGUCGGUCCCAUGCACAAAUUUCAUGAAUGUGGUGUUCGCGCAUCUCAUACAGCUGUACAGCACAUGCAUGGCGUCAGCUCAGAAUCGCUGC
Molecule: messenger RNA, 9176 nt
Organism: Vitrella brassicaformis
Lineage: Eukaryota; Vitrellaceae
Source: the annotation of a GenBank genome assembly